AUGGCAGGGCCAAAAUUCCCACGGCUACUCUUGUGGUACCUUCAGAUUCUCGUUUUCACUUUCCACACUGCUCAAGCCCUCCAUUUGUACGUGGAUUCAGGCACUCCCACAUGCUUCAUCCAGCAGUUGAAGAGCGACCAGCUCUUGAUUGGCAAGUACAAGAUCGAGAUCCGAGACCCCUACACUGCCUUGUUCUAUCCUCCCUCCGACCACGUUGGCGCCAUGAUCGACGUCUAUCUGGAGAACCAGAGGCUCGUGCACCAGCGUGGAAGCGCCAGUGGCCAGUUCAAGUUCCUUGCGGUUGAUUCAGGCCAGCACAGGGUGUGUUUGGUGCCCAAGACGUUCGAAACGCCCUCAGUUGUGGGACCUGACUUCACCAGGGCUCGGGUCACUGUGUUCAUCGACCCCGUGGACCACGAGUUGGAGGUUCCAGAUAACUCGCUUGUGGGGGAGGUGCGACGGUUGAAGAACAAGUUGGUGGGGAUUCAGCGGGAGCAUGAGGCCAUUCGGGAAAAGGAGGUGUGUUUUGGAGAGUUGUCAGAACGCACAGGGAACACGUUAGUGUACUGGAUGCGGGUCCAAGGUGUCGUCAGCGCAGUGGUCUGGGGGUACCAGAUGUUGACGAUGUGGAGAAUGAAGGUAAAGGUGGAGUAG
Molecule: messenger RNA, 654 nt
Organism: Suhomyces tanzawaensis NRRL Y-17324
Lineage: Eukaryota; Fungi; Ascomycota; Pichiomycetes; Serinales; Debaryomycetaceae
Product: p24 family protein
Exons: 1
Coding region: 1-654 (217 amino acids)
Source: RefSeq, a predicted model, not a curated record